CCAGGCCCACAUUCUGAGAGCCCCGAUGCCGGGGGUGGUGAAGAAGGUCCAGUGCCAGGAGGGAGACUCCGUGGCCCAGGGGACCCUCAUUGUCACCCUGGAGGCCAUGAAGAUGCAGAACCCUCUCUUUGCUCCCAUGACUGGCCGAAUCAAGAAGAUCCAUGUAGCAGAAAAUGAGAGCAUUGGCGAGGACGAGGUCAUUCUAGAGUUCUAUGAAGAUGACAGCAGUGAUGCAGUGGCACAGAGCAGUUCUGCAUAAAGAACAAAAUGCUUUAGUUUUUGGUGCCAUGUGAAAUGUUUGGAUAUACAUUUUUGUCGUGUUUUUUGGACAAAUGACCUUUGUAUUAUUAUGCACCCACACAACCGUACCUAUGUCGGGGGGAAAUCAGCCUCCUAAUUGGCG
Geodia barretti is the source of this 403-nucleotide messenger RNA. NCBI's taxonomy places the organism in Eukaryota, Metazoa, Porifera, Demospongiae, Tetractinellida, Geodiidae. The record is from the annotation of a GenBank genome assembly.